UUCUCUUGUGUCAUGGCUCUACCACCCACUCACCCACCUACCCACCCACCCACCACCAACAUCACCACUACAUCGGCAACACAAGCAGCGUCUUCAAGAGCCAGUUUGUGAUUCGUUAACUGUUUUAGUCAAAUAAUUUAUACAUUAUUGUUUGUAUUUUUUUUUUAAUCUUUUUCAAUUAAUUUUCAAUCACAUAUAUCGGCGUCGUUAAGUUGGAAGAAAAAAUGACUACUCGUCAUGAAAAAGAACGUGUUAAACAAAUACAAGACAAAUGUCAGGAUCUUCUCACUCAAAUGUUGAGAGAUGAGGACAACAAAUAUUGUGUCGAUUGUGAUGCAAAAGGACCAAGAUGGGCUAGCUGGAACUUGGGUAUAUUUUUGUGUAUUCGAUGUGCUGGAAUACACAGAAAUCUUGGUGUUCACAUCAGCAAGGUUAAAUCAGUUAAUUUAGAUACUUGGACGCCUGAACAAGUUGUGAGUCUUCAACAAAUGGGAAAUUCACGUGCUCGUGCUGUUUAUGAAGCAAAUUUACCAGAUUCAUUUCGUCGUCCACAAACAGACUGUAGUCUAGAAAGUUUUAUACGUGCAAAAUAUGAGCAUAAAAAAUAUAUUGCACGUGAAUGGGUACAAGCACCAUUACCAAAAGUUAAUUGGGAUAAAGAACUUGAUGAAGAAAGUGAAAAACAACGUAGAAGAAAAAAAGAUGGUAAUAAAUUACCAAUAAAUCAAAAUCAAUUACCAAUUAUUAAAAAAACUGAAAUUGUACCACAAUUACCAAAACCUAAAAGUUCAAUUAGUCCAAAACCAUCAAGAAUAACAAAUAAUUCAGCAACAUUAGAUCUUUUGGGUCUUGAUGUACCAACAAAUCAAACAACAACAAAUUGCUCAAAUUCUGGUGAUGAUAUAUUUUCAUCAUUUUUAUCAGCACCACCAAUAACAACAAUAGCAACAUCAUUAUCAUCAUCAUCAACAACAACAUCAGUAUCAUCAACAGCAUCAUUAUCAUCAUCAUCAUCAUCUGUUGGAUUAAAUGGAAACAAUGAUAAUUCAACAAAACAUCAUCAUCGUUUUCGAGACUGGAUCAAGAGCAUUUGUGUGGCUAAAUUAAUAUUGUUUAUAAAUUUUUUAAUAAAGCUAACAGAGAUAUUUAAAAAAUCAAAUGAUACUAGAUUUAAAAUGACAAGUGUUAAAUCAAUUAUGAGGUUAAUAUUAUUUAUAUUUAUGAUAGUUUUAAUUAUUCAGUUAUUACCAGUUACUGAUGCAUCAGAACCACUUGGUAAUCCAUAUGAAAUUCUUGGUGUAACAAGACAUGCUAAAUUGCAAGAUAUAAGAAAAGCAUAUAAAAAUUUAGUUAAAGAAUGGCAUCCUGAUAAAACUGAUCAUCCAGAUGCUGAAAAUAAAUUUGUUAAAAUAACAAAAGCAUAUGAGCUAUUGUCUGAUCCUGAAAGACGAAGAAAAUUUGAUAAUCAUGGAAUAACUGAUGAGGGUUCAUCAUCAAGACAAAGAUAUGAAAAUAAUUAUCAAAUGCCAGAUCCACUUGAAGAUUUAUUUGGUAAUAAUUUUAAAUUUCAUUAUCAAAGUCGUGAUGUAUCAUUUUAUCAUCAAAUGAGUAUAACAUAUCGUACAUAUGAAAAUAUUGUUAUAACAAAAAGUUAUCGUAAACCAUAUUUAAUAUUAUUUUAUUCGGAUUGGUGUUUUUCAUGUUUACAAGUUGAACCAAUGUGGCGUAGAUUAAUUGAUGAAUUAGAUCCAUUAGGUGUUAAUUUAGUAACAGCACAUGCUGAACGUGAACCAUCAUUUGCAAGAAGAGUUGGUGUACAUUCAUUACCAUGUCUUGCAUUAACAAUUGAUGGACGUACAAGUAUAUACAAAGAAUCAUUAUUUAAUGUUCAACGAAUUGUUGAAUAUAUAAGAAAUAAAUUUCCAUAUAAAUUAAUACCAAAAAUAAAUAAUGAUAAUGUUGAUAACUUUUUAUCAGGAUGGAUGGAUAAUAGAAUACGUGGUUUAAUAUUUGAAAAAAAAGAUACACCAAGAUUACGUUAUUUACUUACUGCAUUUUAUCAUAGAGAUCGUGUUGCAUUUGGUUUUGUACAAACUGGUAAAUUUGAUAGUGAUAAUAUAACAACAAAAUAUAAAUUAUCAAAUGAUUUAAAUACAUUAUUAUUAUUUAAUGAAAAUAUUGAAAAACCAAUGGCAUCAGUUAGUAUGAAAGAUAUAUCAAGUGAUACAAUGCAUAAUGUUAUAUCAAAUAAUAAAUUUUUAGUAUUACCACGUUUAUCAAAUCAAGCAAUGUUAGAUUCUGUAUGUCCACCAGAAUGGUUACGUCCACAAAAACGUUUAUGUGCAAUAUUAAUAUCACAAAAUAGUGCUGUACAUGAUUUAGCAAGAAAUAAAUUUCGUCAAGCAGCAUUAGAAUCACCAUACAGUACUGAUAAAGUUAGAUAUACAUAUGUUUAUAAAGAAACACAACCAGAAUUUGUAUCAGCAUUAUCAGCUGGUGAAGGUAGUCCAUUAGAGCCAUUACUUCAUAUUGUUAUUAUUUGGCGACGUGAUGCUAAUCAUUUAAAAUAUGAAUGGCUUUCAAAUUGUUGGUCAGAAGCAACAAAAGAUGAAAAUAAAUUAAAUGAAACAAGAAAAAAUUUAGAACAAACAAUACAACGUUUAUUAAAAGUCAAUGAAGCACUACCAUAUGCUGCUAAAGUUGAUGAACUUGCUGAUGAACAUGCACAAGGUACUGUUGGAAAAUUAAUUGGACGUGCAUUAUUAGCUGUUGAUUAUAUAUCUGAUAGUUUAACUAAAGAACAAGUAUUACCACUUGUAUCUGUUAUUGCAACAUUAAUACUUAUUUGUAUUGGUGGUUAUGGUAUGUCAUAUUUAGUUAAACUUGAAGAAAUAAGUGUACAAACUAAAAAAAAUCAAAAUAAAGAUUUAACAAAACCAAUUCAAUCACAGCCACAAUUACGUUUACAUGAAUUAAGAGCUGAAAAAUAUAAUGGUCUUGUUAGAUUAUUAAAACCUGGUUGUCGUACAAUUAUACUUCUUGUUGAUUAUCAAAGUAGACUUAAACUUGUGCCUGCUUUUCAUCGUGCUGUAUGGCCAUAUAGAAAAAAUAAAACACUUAUGUUUGGUCAUGUAACACUUGAACGUGGCUUGGAUUGGUAUAAAAAAAUAUUGUCAUUAAGUUUACCAGAACCAAAAGAAUUAAAUAUUAAUCCAAAAAAUUGUGUUGGUACUGUAUUAGCAUUAAAUGGUCAUCGUAAAUAUUUUUGUAUGUAUCAUGCUAAACAUCCAGAGUGUAGCAAAGGAAAAGGUACAAGACGAAUGGAAAGAAUUACAAAACAUUUAAGUAAAUAUUCUGAUGAUGCUGAAGCUGGUGCAUUUAUAGGCUUUGAUAGUUGCAGUGAUUCUGAAAUUUCACAAGAAGAAGAAGUAUAUGAUGAUGUUUUAUAUCAGGAUAAACUUCUUGAUGGUUUACCAAAUUGGCUUGACAGAUUAUUCGAAGGUUUGACACAACGUUAUUAUAUUAAUUAUUGGCCUGAUUUUACAGCCAAAUAAAAAGACAUUAAAUGUCAACGUAAAUGAUACGUGUAUGUCUUUCAAAUACAAAAAAAAAAAAAAAAUAAUAUAAAACUCAUCUUGACUCUAGUCAUUAAAAUACAAGAAAAAUUGUGUGGAGAUUUUUUUAAAAAAUACCAACAAGUCUAUAUAACUCACCAUAAAGACAUGAUGACAUUUAUGAUAAAAGCUUUUUUUUUUUUCUCUUUCAUUUUCUUUUUCCAAAUAAUAACGACAUUGUUAUUAUUUAUAAACGUAAUUAUUUAUCAUUUGAUGUAUAAGCUGACCGAGGACUAAAUAUAAACAGCAAGUUUUCUUGACUGAUUGAUAGACGAUUUCAUAAUAAAAUCAUUUUUUUUUUUUUUAAACAUCUAGUCAGUCUUGUAUUAUUGAUACUAUUAUUUAUUCUAUAUUUUUUUUUUGUGUACAAUUUUUUUUGUAAACUAUGCUAGUCAGUGUUAAGUGUUUACUAAAUUUUCAAAUUAAUAAUUAAUUUGACAAAAGCAUAAAAUUGAAGUGUUAUAAUUUAAAAAUAAAUAAUAUUUAUUUAAAAAAAAACAUAAAAAUGCAGGUAUAAAAAUAAUAAUAAUAAUAGCUAUUUAGUAUACACUUGAAAAAAAAAGUAAUCAUAAAUUAUAUUAAUUUAUUUGGCAGUUUUAAAAAAUUAAUUAUCGUUCAGUUCUUAUAAUAAUAGUACAUACUUGUAAUUUAUUUUAAAAAAUAAGUAAAAUUAAUCAUUUGAAAAUAAUGGCAUUUAAAGUUAAAAAAAAAAAAUAAUAAUUAAAAUUGACCACUGGAAUAGCUACAAUAAAAAAAAAUUUAUUUCAAUUACUUGCUAGUAAUAAUAAUUAAUAAUUAAGUUAUAAAUUAUUAUAAAUAUCUUUAACGAAAGUUUACAAAAAAAAAAACCAUAAUUUAGUUAGAAAAAUUAUAUUUAACAUUAAUAAAGUGUAAUUGAUAAAUUUUAUUUACACUAGAAUAAAUAAUAAUUGGAGGAAAUUUUUAAAUAAUUUAUAGAAUCAAAUAUUACUUGACAAUCUUUACCAAAGUAAUUGACGUAAAAAAUACUUAAAAAAAAAACAGAAAAAAAAUUACUAAAUAAUUAUUGAUUGUUAUCAAGUAUGAUUCCCCUCAUUCCUUGUCGUUAAUUGUUUUCUUCUUCGUCUUCUUUUCCUCUUUUAAAUUAUUAAUCUCCAUGAUUUUAAAAUACAAUAAAUAAUUAAAUUAAAUUAAUUGAUAUACGCUUGUCAAAAAUUGUUAAAAUAAAAAAAUCAACACUUACACGAUUUAUACAAAUUUAAUAUUGCACCAUGACUUGGUCUUUUGCUGAAAAUAGAUAAUAAAAAAUUAAUAAUUAAAAAUUGUAAACAUUUUUGUAUGUAUAUACUCUCAAAGAGCUGUAAUACGUAGACAAUUACCACCUAAAGAAACAAAAAAAAAAAUAAAAAAAUAACUUUAUACCAGUGUAAAAUUAAAACUGAUAAUUCCAGUUAAUUAGUAAUAAUUACAUGCAUUAAUUAAAUUGAUAAAUAUAUUAUACGCUAUUUAUACUGGUCAUUUGGCUUUUGUUAUACAUUUCGCACAAAUAAAUAAAAAUUGCGUAGAAAAAAAACAAACUUUAUUGAAUGCAAUUUUUAUCAAAAUAAAAAGAAAUAGUCAAAUUAAUAAUUGACAAUUCUCCAUAAAAUUAAAUAAACAUUUUUAUAAUGAUAAUAAUUAUAAAUAAUGAAAAUAACGAGUUCGAUGAAUUUUUCAUUCACAAUUUAUUAUUCAAAUUUAUUAUUACAUCUUGAUCGCAAAAAAAAAAAAAUUAAAAAAAACAAAUUUGCUUAUACAAUAUUGUGACGACUAAUAUAGUGGCUUGAAGAAAAAUUAUUAUUACGUAUACAUACAUCAAACUUCGUCAGUUAUAAUGCGAUUAAGAUUAUAAAAGAAAAAAAAAAAAAAAUGUAAAUACAAUU
Molecule: messenger RNA, 5515 nt
Organism: Aphidius gifuensis
Lineage: Eukaryota; Metazoa; Arthropoda; Insecta; Hymenoptera; Braconidae
Gene: l(3)80Fg
Product: dnaJ homolog subfamily C member 16-like
Exons: 7
Coding region: 225-3554 (1109 amino acids)
Molecular function (GO): metal ion binding; GTPase activator activity
Source: RefSeq, a predicted model, not a curated record